AUGUCUGAAGGAGGCCAGGGCGAGGAGGGCAAGGCCGCGCGUCCGGCGGCCGAGGUGGCUCCCGGUCCCGUCCCCUACAACGUGAGCUCUUCGGGCCAGGCCCAGGCGCGGCCCUUGCCGCGGUCCCCACAGGCCAUCAUCGGCAAGCCGCCCUUCCUACAAAGUGCCAAGCUUGCGGAAGCCGUGGCGAACAGGGGCUUCUGCUUUCACAGCGCGGAGGGCGACCUGCCGCUGAGGCCGCGAUCUCCGCGGGUGGUCUUCCGCACGGCGGGCCGGCAAAGCACCGACCCUCCGGCUCGGCAGGCUCCUUCGCCUUCGCCCCCGCCACUGAGGAUCGGCCACACCCCGGGCAUUGGCCAGAGGCGGGUUAGCUUCACGCAGGCUCCUCGAAACACCUUCCAGUUCAUCGGGAGAGACGCAGACGCGAGGUAUGGGGGCCCCGGCCCCAGCUCCGAGCUCUAUCGGGAGAGUCCUCGGGAGAUCCGAGGAGGUGUCAUGGGGACGGCGAAGCGCUUCAGAUCCACGAGCCCAGGAGAGGACUGCGGACUGCGGCACUGCGAGCGCAGGACUCCUGGACCGCACCCCUGGGCCGCAGAACUACUCGGAGACUUCGGCGGCUGGCAUUGGGCGGUUCUGCGCUUCGCGCUCUGGCGGCGCGGGGGUGGCGCCGGCAGCGCCAGCGGCUUCCUCGCGUCGCCUCGAGAAGCCGCUCAGGCGCGAGAGGCACGAGAGGCUCAAGCGGCGGCGCGGCUGGGAUGGUCUCUGGCGCCGGGACUUCUCUCCUUCUCCGCGGCCUCCCCGGCCUUCGCAGAUGAUCCGCAGUCGCCGGAGGACAUGCUGGCACAGCUGAUCAAGAAGGCAACGGGCCAGGACGGUGAGAGCACAGCGGAGUCUACGCCUUCCCUCUUCUUGCUGGGCUUUGGGGCCUUGCUGCUCUACGGGGUCUUCGCGGUCUUCAAGUUCCUGCUGGCGGCCGUGGGUGGCCUCUUCGUCGUCCGAGAGAUCGACCAGCAGUUUGGCAAGGAGGGCCGCAAGACCUCCAAGUUCGUGGAGAAAGCACUGCGGCGCAUCGCUGGCGAACCUGCCGAUCUGCUGGAGGAGAGACGGCUGAAGGUGGUCCGGCUCAACGACGAGGUCGUCAGCUUCCGCGCGGCGCUGGCAGAGCAGACCUCAGGACCCUCAGCCGGAGCCGCUCUGCGAGAGCAAACACGGCGCCGACGCUUCGCAGAGACCUGGCAACAUGCGCUGGAUGACGUGCCCAUCUCACAAGCAGAACGGCAGAAGGUCGAACAAGCCGUGGAGAAGUACAUGACCGCGGAGACGGAGCGCCAGGAGGAGUUUCGUGAAGCUCGGGGCCAGUGGCUCGCUUCCCUCUUCGAGAGCUCUUUCUUUGGUGGCAUGUCCAGCCGGUUUCAAGUGACUUCGAGCCUGGACAAGCAAGUCCGGCUUCAAGAGGAGCUCAUCUCUGACAUCAAGAAGGCUGUGCCCGACACGAAGUUCGAGAACUUGAAGAAGGUUCUGUCUGAGAACGUGGACCUCACCUGGCUCAUCGACCAGGCGCGAUCGGCGGGAUCGGGAUCAGAGACACCUUUGGUCUACGUGCUCUCCUUCGACGGGGAUCCCACGGCCGCCGGCGUGGAGCUGUUGGCCAAGGAGGUCACAGCGGUCCUGGAAAGCACCGACCCCGUGAAGGAGGUGGUGCUGAAGCUGAAGUCGCCUGGAGGUACGGUCACGGGCUACGGCCUGGCGGCGGCACAGCUCCUGCGCUUUCGGCAGCGGGGCGUGCGGCUGGUGUGCUGCGUGGAUGAGCUGGCAGCCAGCGGCGGCUACAUGAUGGCCUGCUGCGCUGAUCGGAUUCUGUGCUCGCCCUUUGCAGCCGUGGGCAGCAUCGGCGUGAUUGCAGGGGUGCCAAAUGCGGUGGAGCGCUUGGACCGGGAAGGGCUCAAAGUGAUCCAGACCACCGCCGGCAAGUGGAAGAGGACGAUCGACCCUUUCCAGGCACCCACCGAGGAGGCGCUGGCCAAAGCCGAGGAGGAUGUGAACCGCAUCUAUCGGCAGUUCUCCAGCUUCGUGAAAGGCAACCGCCCGAGUCUCAACAUUGAGGAAGUGGCCACGGGCGAAGUGUGGUUUGGGGCCGAUGCGCUGGAGAAGGGCUUGGUGGACGAGCUCCAGACCAGCUCGGAGUACUUGCUUGGGCAGAUGAAGGAAGGCCACGAGGUGCUGAGCCUGAGUUAUAACAUGCAGAGUAAGGGCCUGGGGAGUCUGGUAGGGGCGGUAGGCUCCUUGGCAAAUGCAUCGGAGUUUGCCGAAGCCUUGCGGCAAUCCGGAGAUCCGGCAAAAUCCCUCGCCGAGUCAGAGGCGCUCAAGGUCGCUUCGAAGCUCCUUCAAAGUGACUCGACUUGGCCGCCUUCUCUUCCAGAGCCGCGUGUCCAAGCCCGGGGACCCUUGGGAUCUUUGGGAGACCGUGGUUUCUAA
This is a messenger RNA of Symbiodinium sp. CCMP2456, 2475 nucleotides long. NCBI's taxonomy places the organism in Eukaryota, Dinophyceae, Suessiales, Symbiodiniaceae. The record is from the annotation of a GenBank genome assembly.